GCGCCGCGCUCGCCGCCGGGACGAUGCGCGGGCGCCGCCGGAGAGCAGCCGAGCGCAAAGGUCUCAUUUUGCACUCGAGGAUCUGGAAGGAGCCUUAACACGGGCCGUAUCCCUUACACGCGAAGGACGUGCUCCGAGCUGAUUCUGCGCCCGCUGGAGCCGGGGCUUGCCGUGCUGCAGGAUGGCCCAGUCCAGGACCAACGGAUCACACUACGCCUUGACAGCGAUAGGGCUGGGGAUGCUUGUUCUCGGAAUUAUCAUGGCCAUCUGGAACUUGGUGCCAGGGUUUGGUCUGAUGGGGAAGCCCCACCCUCCCAGCAACAGUAGCAAGACGGAUCCCGGGACAGGUUUCCAUAAGAGCAAGACCUUCUCGGUGGCGUACGUGUUGGUUGGCGCUGGGGUGCUGCUUUUGCUCUUCUCCAUUUGCCUGAGUGUCCGGGACAAGAGGAAGCAAAGGCAAGAUGAGGACAUGUUGAGGAUACGGCAGCAGCCCUCGGUGGAGCAUCGGCAGCAGGAAGACAGUCAAGAAGAAGACGAGGAGACUCUCUCGCGCUACUAUGUGCCCAGUUAUGAAGAGGUUGUGAACGCAGACUCCUCCCAAGUGAGAGCGGCCGAAGGAAGCGCUAGGAUCAGCAUGUCUCUUCCCUCGUACGAAUCCCUCACGGGCCUCGAUGAAAACACACCCACCAGACCCGCCAUGGCUGCGGAUGCAGGACCCAACCUGGAACGCCAGCCAAGCAGGCACAGUUCCCGCCUGAGCAAAAGACUCAAGCCCUUGAAAAUCCGGAGAAUAAAGUCUGAGAAGCUCCACCUAAAAAAUAUCCAGAUAAAUCUUCCUGAGGGAGAUGGCUCAGGCCGCGUAACAAUAGAGCCUCUCACCCCUCCGCCGAAGUACGAUGAGAUACCCAAAAAGCUUCCAGACAACCAGCUAGAGCCUUAAAGCAGCUCCAUGGACUGCUUCAGCAAAACACUAUUAAAUACUUGAUUUCUGGGAUGAUGUCUAGGCUGUAGAAGGAACCAGGAAUAACCAGACAUCUUCUUGUCGGCAAAUCUCGUUUCCAGAAGGGACCAAGGCCUAGCUCUAAAUGAGGUGGGCAAACCUGUGUCUAGACUGUAGCACUUCAAACAACCUCUUGGGCCUUAUGUUGGAUGCUUUCCCAUUAAAAUAACAACAACAAAUGAGAUCCUUGCAUGUAGAAAUCUAGUAGGGUAGGUAGGAAGGAAGGUUCUAGCCUUCUUGAAAGGCUAGCAUUUCAGCAUUUCUUGAAAUGCUGUCACACUUCUGGGAGCUUUUGCGUGUAACGAGGCCGGACACAGUUUGCUGGCCCCAGUAAGAGCUAAGCUUCAGUGAAACCUGCCAAGACCUGUGUAAUGAAAUUCAGAUUAACACUAGGGUGUGUUUGGUAGCAUCUUUGCAAUAUGAAUCUUAUAUGUACAUUUUUUUCUAAAUUAUGACACAUUUUGUAUGCCUCUUUGGCAACGUUUUCCCUAAAGUACUCCAGAUCGGUAAUAUGUUUCCCAAGGUAAAGUCUUCAUUUUUUGGUGUGUUUUCUGUUUGCUGGGAGUGGGGAUACUGUGAGCUUCUUUCUUUUUCACCAGAUGUGGCUUUUAGGGUAUGUGGAAGAUGCACAGUCGCCUUAUGCAAUCCUCAGACAGAAAAAUAAACCACUGCAGAGGAUGAGGGAAGCAUGCUUCUUAAAAUCCCAUGAAUGCUGGCUAAGCCAAACAACUGGCUAAGCCAGUUCUUGGUCUACAGAUGCAAUUGCAGGAUGGACAGUGCCAAGAAAAAGAUACUUUGGGGUUCCAAAUGACAGAUACUGUUUGUUUUCUAAUGUGCAAUUCUCUUGAAUUUUGCAGCUACUAUACUAUGAACAUGAAAGAUGUUUUCAGGAAUAUGUAAUGUUUUAAAACCAGAGUUGGGAUACUAUGACACAAACCUCCUUUUAAAAAAAAACAAAAUAAACAGAUUUGUGGGAUGCAGGUCCCAUUACUGGAAUAACCAAGGAGUACUGUCAAGUUUUGAAUAAAAGCAUUCCCUUUUUAUUGA
This is a messenger RNA of Varanus komodoensis (Komodo dragon), 2047 nucleotides long. RefSeq names its product transmembrane protein 51 (gene TMEM51). The record is from RefSeq and is a predicted model, not a curated record. The transcript has 3 exons. NCBI's taxonomy places the organism in Eukaryota, Metazoa, Chordata, Lepidosauria, Squamata, Varanidae. The coding region runs from base 182 to 940 and encodes 252 amino acids.